Blepharisma stoltei is the source of this 2420-nucleotide messenger RNA. NCBI's taxonomy places the organism in Eukaryota, Ciliophora, Heterotrichea, Heterotrichida, Blepharismidae. The record is from the annotation of a GenBank genome assembly.
AUGUCCACUGACCAAGACGAAAAACUUAUUUUUUCAGAACUUUUUAACCGCUUGAGAAGGGCCAUAUAUAAAUACUACUCUCAAUGCCAAAAAAAGAGCAAUAAAUUUUUAACAAGAAUUUCUUUGCAAAAAGAACAAACAACUGAGCUGGCUACAUCACAUUGAUCAGAAGUUUCUAGAGAAAAUUGUUAAAAUAUAAAAUUCUCUAUUAAAAAUUUAUACCAAAAUUUCUGAGCAACUGCCACACAAUCAAAACUCAAAACUUUUCUAUCAAAAGCAUGCACAGGCUGAGCCAGUUUAUUUAAUCGGCUCACACACGAAUCCGCAAUGGGAAGUUGAGGUUCCUUUGUUGUACAUAAAAUAAUAUAGUGGCGUCGAAGGAAGAUGGACUCCGAGACACACUUCUAUGGAGAAGGUAGCAUCCAUCCCGAUAAAGCUUUAAAAAAAAAAUGCCUCUGCAAGUUUUGAAUCUUAACUUAUUAGGUUCUGUAUUUAACGCCAUUCACGGGGUGGCCCCUCCCAGAGCUUCCCGCUGCUUCUUCGCCGCAUAGGGCCCGCCGACCGUCUGGGGCCAGUCAGCCUCGAUCUCGAGUACGCGCCUCCGGAGCAGUGUUGCCGACUAAGGCGGACAAGUUUUGAAUCAGGUCUUUAGGUUUCAGGAUUCUUGCUGAAGAUAAGGCUUUGUCUCUAACUAAUGGUUUUGCCUCCAUUUAAUCUUUGCUUAUCAGAACUAAGGCACAUAAGCAAGAAGUGACUCUAAUAGAGGUGGCUAAUGAUUAGGUUUUGUAAAUUUACACCAGAUAGAUAGGCUAGUGACCUAUCCUCUUAUGUCCUGCUAAUCUUUAAGUUGACUUUGUCGUACUCUUUAAAAUACAAAGAAUAUUAUAUCGAAUUAUGGCUUCCUCAGGGUUCAGAAUUUUUGCUGACCAAAAAGGGAAGCAAAAUAUUAUAUUUUUGUCUCUUAAUUAUCUCGUAGAGUAGGAUGAUAUUACCUUACUACUGCCAAAUUAAUGAAGUAAAGGAUAAUUGAUGACUAUCCAAAAAGGCAAAGCCCAGAAGGAACUUUAGUUAACUAUGUAAGGCCAGCUAGGCCUACUUUAAAACCCCAAGCAGCAAAAUUCCAAUUUAAAAGCCAGUGCGCUUCUCAAGGAAAAAAUCCUGAAACCAAUGAAGAUGCUUAUUUUUCCUCAAGAUUUGCGAUAGGUGUAGCAGAUGGGGUUGGAGGAGUUAUAACACUUCGCAUUAAUUGCGAAAAAGGUCUGAAAUGCAAAGUUCAUCCUUCAUCAUAUGGGGCAAUUUUCCAUAUAUUACUGCACAAAUAAUAAGACCCCUCCGCAAUUAAUGCGAGUAAUUAUAAGAAAGAUUUCGGGAUCUCAAGCUCAGCAUUUUCUCAUGAGUUAAUGGAAAAUUGCAAAAAAAUUGCAGAAAAAUACGACUCUGCCUUUGAAAGCAGCUCAAAGAAACUGAAGCAUUUUCUCAGCAGCCCUUUAAGCGGAGACCAAAUUAUUUCUCAAUCAUAUUCUCAAGUAAUCAACGGAGGAAGCUCUACUUUUCUUUUAUAACUAGAGAUUUGCUUUAGCUAGAUUAAAACCUUCCACUUAUAAUAUUUUUAUGAAAAUAAAAUUGUAAAAUUUACUAAAUAUUUUAUAAAAUACAAAUGAAUCAACAAUUAUGAUUGGCGCUCAAGCCAAGCUAUAUCUGGCUCUAAACGAUAGCAAGUUUGCAAGGCUCCCAUCUUAAAAUAUCAAAUUUGGGAGACUCUUCGGUAAUGGUCCUCCGAGAAGGCUACUCAGAGUUGGAAACAAUUUUUAAAUCUACCCCAAAGCAGCACUCCUUUAAUUGUCCAUACCAGCUUUCCAAAAAAUUCACAAAUUCCCAAAUUGCAUCUCUGAAAAACCCAAAAAAUAUCCCAAAAGAAAUUUUCUCGGAUGAAGUUUCUGAUGCUGACAAGUACAGCAUCCAAAUAAGAAAAGGCGACAUUUUGGUCAUUGGGACUGACGGGCUGUGGGAUAAUUUAUUCACUGAAGAAGUUUUCGCAAUUGUGAAAAAAUCUUAUGAAGAAAAUAAAAAUGAUCUCAAAAUUGCAGCAGAAAGGUUAUAGGAGUUUACCAUAUAUGGCCCGAUAAGGGCAGUGGGUUCUCCGUGGAAUCCCUCUGCUGGUUGAGCCAACCAGUGAAUUGGUCAAACCAACGCACUGAGUUAGUUUUGACCAACAGAGGGAUUCCAGGAGAAACCCACGACCCUUAUCGGGUCAUAUAGGGAAAACUCCUAUAGUUUCUGAAGCUAAAAAUCGAAUGAGCAGCUGGGAUGCUACGCCUUUUAGUUUGGAAAGUUCUAAACACACAGGAAAAAAUUUUACGGGUGGAAAGCGAGAUGAUGUGACUGUAAUAGUAGCCUCCAUCAAUGAUAUCGCCGUUUAA